Camponotus floridanus (Florida carpenter ant) is the source of this 4767-nucleotide messenger RNA. Its product is annotated as protein pangolin, isoforms A/H/I/S. NCBI's taxonomy places the organism in Eukaryota, Metazoa, Arthropoda, Insecta, Hymenoptera, Formicidae. The record is from RefSeq and is a predicted model, not a curated record. The transcript is spliced from 10 exons. Gene Ontology annotation, cellular component: beta-catenin-TCF complex. Gene Ontology annotation, molecular function: RNA polymerase II cis-regulatory region sequence-specific DNA binding; DNA-binding transcription factor activity, RNA polymerase II-specific. Gene Ontology annotation, biological process: canonical Wnt signaling pathway; regulation of transcription by RNA polymerase II. The coding region runs from base 242 to 3643 and encodes 1133 amino acids.
CGCUCAGUCAUCGCUCGGUUGUAGGCGAUGCCGGCGCGCCGUAGAUGAGCGGCUCGCGCGCGCGCGCUCGCACGAGGAGCGCGGGCUCCUCGGGAUCUGCCGCGGGAUCUUGGCCGCUCGAUAAAUACUCGACGAGGAAGAAGGGCGAUCGGAUCUCUGGCCUCUCUCGUUCGCCGAUGUGUUUACGUGUUCCGAGGUGACUUUGAGGUGAUCGCGACAACGAGUAACGCGCAAUUGGAAGAUGUCGCCUCGCGGUGGCAAGUGCGCGCGUGUCAGCAAGGUGGCGACCAGCAAGGGGCGUCAAGCGCGCGCCCAGCACGUCUCUCUGGGUCUCGCGGGAACCGAGGAAACAACGACGACGAUCGCGACGAUGACAACGACAACGACGACGACGACGACGGCGAUGGCGACGUUGACGACAACGAUGACGUCGAAUGGAACGGCGGUCGCAGCGACGAGAAUGGACAAGCCCGCGGUGCACACGACGGCGUGCAACGUCGAGGGUCGAUCGCAGUGGUCCGGGCGCAUGCGCCAGUCCCUGGGGAGCAGCUCCGAGCCAGCCCGUGAAAACGGUACCCCGUUGCAUCGUUGUUAUCUGGAGAGGCAACGACGACGAGAGAGACACAUCGCCGCGGGGAGGAAGCAUCGACCGGCGAGGUGCGCCGAGAACGCCGCCACCGUCGCCGCCGGCUCCUCGUGCUCGUCGACGUCGUUGUCGUCGCCGCCGCCGGCGCUUUCCUCGCCCGCGUCCUCCUGCGCGUCCUCGCGUCGCUCGACCUCGCCGCCGUCGUGCGCCUCGUCGCCGGCGCGCUCCUCCACCUCGUCGUCGGUCACGAGCGAUCCGCUAGCGAUCAAACCGGAGGCCGGGAAGUGGAAGCGGAACACCGCGGGAACAAAGCAGGACAGCGACAGCGGAGCGGCGACUCAUGGAGCGACGGAAACGGCGACGAUUGUCUCCUCGACCACCGUGUCCACCGCGUCACCGUUCCCCUCUCCCGUGUCCACGUCCUCGGCGUCCUGCCGGACGACGACGACCACGCCGCGCGGCCACGUCGGCGAUCAGGUCGCGCAUCCGUCCUCGUCCGCCCUCGAGAGGCUGAGAAGUGUCCUUGAAAAUUACGAUCGCGGUCGAAUCUAUCUCGCCCACGUCUGCUACCUGGACUGGCGGGACCUGCCAGGUAAACGGCGCGGCGGAGGCCGCGAACGAGUGUGGGUGGUGGGGGCAGCGGAUCACGAGGGCCAUCAUCGGACGCGAUUGUUGGUGGCCGGCCGUCACUGGCGGCCACGUUGCUUACGCAAGGUCAACAUGCUGAGCCAGCCGGUGGUGUACGCUGGUGGCGGUAGGGGCUCCUUAACCGCCGAUCUCUUUCUCUGGUGGUUUCAUCAUGAGUUUGCCGUCACAGCCAUGGCGAUGCAUCCGGAUGGCGCCGUGUUGGUUGCCGAAAGCGCCGAUUACCUGCCAUCGGAGGGUGACUGCGUGGCCGCGGACGGCCUGGUGCGGCUGCUCGUGGUACCCAAGGACUGCAUGGAGACGCGGCUGGUGAUUCGAGAGCUGAGAGUGCGUCUGGCUACCGGGUUACUGUCGAAGGCCCGCUGCGGCGUUUAUCGCGAUAAAAUCUCCUCGACUUCGGGCGAUCAGGUGGCCGAUCAUCGGUUGGACGCGUACCUGAAAUGGUUCACGCUCAAAGAGGCAUUCGCGGAUUUCCAUCGCGCCUGGCUCAGCAUUCGGUCGGAUACUUUUGCUCGCAGUUGGACGUUGCCACGUGAUCGCGACGAUCACGCGCUAGCGGGACGUAACGGCGCCAUAUUGCCGUCCAGGAUCCAUGCGGUGGAUCAGGAGGAAGACAGAAUGCUACUCGUCGAGCUGCGGAAUCUUGCCAGAGAAGCCGGGUUGGAAGUCGACGACGAGGAACUCGGUAGAUGGAUCGUCGACGAGGAGAGCGCUUUGGCGCGGCUUGUCAGGAAGCAGGAGCCGGACGAGGAGCAGCAAGGAUGUCGAGUGAAGGUCGAGACGGAGGACAAAUGGUCGGAACGCAAUGGCGAAGAAGCUGAGGAUGGAAAUGAUGGCGUCGAUGAAGACGACGACGAGGACGAGCCGACAGCCGAGGAGGCUGUCGGGCUUCUCUCUAGAGUACUGACUUGGAUGGAGAGAGAGCCCCUCGAUCCAGGACUCUUGUUGGCGAUUAGAUCGAUGCGUGAUACCGCUGCACUUAUGGCAAGCAAAAUGGCAGGUCUGGCGGGAACGCAUCCGAGCGGGCUGCCCUUCUUUUGCCCAAAUGGGGACCAUCUGACGCAACCACCUCCCGCCCAUAUGGGCAUACCACCCUACGGGGCGCUGGACGCUGGCAAAGCGGCUGCCGCGGCCGGUCUCACGAGGGCACCGAUGUACCCUUUCUCGACGGGCCAGUAUCCAUAUCCCAUGCUUAGUCCAGAAAUGACGCAAGUCGCUUCUUGGCACACACCGAGCAUGUACCCCAUCUCGCCGGCGAAUGCCGGCUUCCGGAGUCCAUAUCCCACGAGUUUACCCAUCACGAGUUCCAGUUUACCAAGUGAUCUCUACCGGUUUUCACCGACGAGCCUCAUGCCGCCGCAUCCCGGUCUCAGCCCGCACGCACACGCGUUGGCGUCACACGCGUUGGUGUCCUCGGCGCCGAAGGCGGAUCACUCUACCCUGGAUCACAAUCACAGGUCUACGAUAGAACAGAAAAACUCCACGUUACCUACGGACAACGCGAAAGCCCAGGAUACGGGUCAGCAGAACAAUCAAGAUAAAAAGAAACCCCAUAUAAAAAAGCCUUUGAAUGCGUUUAUGCUGUACAUGAAGGAGAUGAGGGCGAAGGUUGUGGCAGAGUGUACCUUAAAGGAGAGCGCCGCGAUCAACCAAAUAUUAGGGAGACGAUGGCACGCGCUAGGGCGAGAGGAACAGGCCAAGUAUUAUGAGUUGGCGCGACGGGAGAGACAGUUGCACAUGCAGCUGUACCCUGACUGGUCUUCCCGCGCAAAUACCAACCGAACUAAGAAGAGGAAGCGCAAACAAGACACAAACAGUGAUCCUGGAGGCAAUAACAUGAAGAAAUGUCGCGCCAGGUAUGGAUUAGAUCAGCAGAGCCAGUGGUGCAAACCCUGCAGACGUAAGAAGAAAUGUAUCAGGUACCUUGGGGAGGGAGGAGACGGCGACGGUGAAGCCGACGGCGAGGCCGAGGACGAUCAUUCGGAGGAUAAUCUGGGCAGCGUAGGUGAGGCGGGAACUCCUGAGGACGAUGAGUCCCUUAGCAGUCCCGGAGGCCUGUCCGCAUUGUCUAGUCUGGCGAGUCCUUCGCUGGUCUUACCAUCGCCCUCGAGUCUGUCCAGUCCGUGUCCGUGUCCGUUGACACCUCCGGUGCCUCCGCCGCCCUUGUCGAACACGAGUCAAACGUCACACAAUCAACCGACGACAACGACGGCGGCAGCAGCGAUGGCUGGAGCGGCGGUGACGACAGCGGCGACGCAACAACCAGCUCCGCAACCCCAUCGCAACCCCGUCGGCACGAAUCCUCAUGACAUCAAUAAUCCGCUCAGCGUGAACCAGCUGACCGGACAGUGUAUAGUAAAGACCGAGCCCGCGCCCUCGGGCCCCUCCAAUCCGGCGAUCAGCGUCACGUAGCCCCGGCCGGACCCACAUGACCGAACUGUUGCUACAUGCGGUGUCAUCUACGGGGUCCGUCUACGUGUGCGCGCGAUGAGAAAGCCAGAUGACGAGGUGAUGAGAGAUUGGCGAAUGAGAGAAACUUUUUCAUCAUCACGGAAAGAUUUUCACUUUUGUUUCAAAAAGGAGGUUUUCGUUUUUUCGCCGAUCUGAUCAGGAGGGACCAGAGUUUUAGUAUUUUCGAAAAACGAAGAUAGUCCGAGGGAUCGCUCAUGUUGAUCGUGCUUCACUUAUGGGAAUCGCACAUGGGCUGCACGCUUUAAGCAGCAUCAUUAAUGAUUCAGAUUCUGGCACGAGAAAUCGUCGAUCGUCGCUUCGUCAUUGCGAAUGAUGGUGUUGCCUUCGAUUGUUUUCUCCUGACAUAGCCUCGCUCUUAUGCAUUCGCCGAAGUACAGGUCAUCCAGUGUCCCAUAUACACACAAAGUCGAAAAUAAGACAUUAUAUACAUGUGUAACAAAUGAAUAAAAACAAAUACGAUACAGAAAUACUCAGGACCAAGUAUUUGGCUGUAGUCACCCGCUCGGUAAAGAGAAAAAGGUGUAAGCGAGAUGUAUAAGCAUGAGAGAAUAUGUAUGCGUGUGUGCGUACGAAAUUAGGAAAGAGCAAAAGGUGCACGUCCAGUUAAAUAAUGUGACUGAAAGAACGGACUCGUUGGAGGUGCACGUGACGCAGCUUGUAGUCCUUGUUACGUUGUGAUGCCAAUGACUGAAAAGUCAUGUUCCUGUGCCAGCUACUAUACUCUAGGAAAGUAAUUAUAUUACGAACAAGUAGCUAAGAGCGUAAGGUGGAAGAGAGAACCGAGAAAAAAAACAGAACGGAAAUCGCGUGCGCGAUGCGUUUUAUUGUCAUUUGUUUAUUCGACCUCAUCUCUCAUAUAUAGGUGUCGAAAUACCUAUCCUCUAUGUAUAUGUAAUUUGUUAUUUUUUUAAAAGUCUAUACACAGUGCGGUUGAUUAGCAUGUAAGAUAUCCUUAAUAAUCCCUGCUCACUUUCUACCCGAAUACUUUUUCCUCGAAUACCUCUCUCUUCUAUAAACACAUGUUCUUUUUUCUUUAUCAUAAUAUUCCAUAUUUAGAAAUAAUG